Molecule: messenger RNA, 2034 nt
Organism: Drosophila hydei
Lineage: Eukaryota; Metazoa; Arthropoda; Insecta; Diptera; Drosophilidae
Gene: AsnRS
Product: asparagine--tRNA ligase, cytoplasmic
Exons: 2
Coding region: 132-1808 (558 amino acids)
Biological process (GO): asparaginyl-tRNA aminoacylation
Cellular component (GO): cytoplasm
Molecular function (GO): nucleic acid binding; asparagine-tRNA ligase activity; ATP binding
Source: RefSeq, a predicted model, not a curated record
CAUCGCUUUGAUAUAUAUUAACGUUCAUCUUUUUUCUACACUAAGCUGAUGCAAUUGCAGUGCAUUAUUUCCAGCGGGCUUCGAGCUUAUAAAUAUUAACAUUAAAAGCUAUUCGUCAUAAUUCAAAGAAAAUGCCUACAGAACAGUUGGCUGAUCUAACAAUGAGUGCGCUUUUCACAUCGGAAACGCGUGGAAGCGAUGAGUCAGGCAAUGGCAGCGAGAUCAAGCCUUAUAAAACCAUCUUGCAGGCGAUGCGUCAUGCCGCCAAGGAACCCUUCCCCACCAUCUAUGUGGAUAGCAAGGAUCCUAAAGCCAACGCACUUUUCGAACCGGCAGCUAAGUCGCAGUUAAAGAAAAUCCAAAAGCUAUUUGUGCGUGAGGGUCAGAAGAAUGCUGAAAAGCAGCAGCGCGAGGCCGAGGAUGCCGAGAAGCGUGCACAGAAUCUGGAGGAGGCGCGCAAAGUGAAGAUCAGCGAAGAUCCCAGUUUGCCGGUGGCUCAAAGGAUACGUAUCGAAAAGGGCACCGAGCACCGUAAUGCUCGUGUCAAAAUUUAUGGCUGGGUGCAUCGAUUGCGCCGACAGGGGAAAUCCCUAAUCUUCAUCACGUUGCGCGAUGGCAGCGGCUUCCUACAGUGCGUCUUGAAUGAUGUGCUCUGCCAGACUUACGAGGCGCUAAUGCUGAGCACCGAGAGCACCGUAGCGUUGUAUGGCACCUUGAAGCUGGUGCCGGAGGGCAAGACAGCGCCUGGUGGACACGAGUUGAUUGUGGAUUAUUGGGAGCUGAUUGGAUUGGCGCCACCAGGCGGUGCUGAUGCCAUACUCAACGAAGAGGCGCACCCCGAUGUCCAACUGGAUAACAGGCACAUCAUGAUUCGUGGCGAGAACACUUCAAAGGUGCUAAAGAUGCGCUCCGUUGUGAUGCAGGCGUUCCGUUCGCAUUACUUCGAUCGCGGCUAUAACGAGGUGACGCCGCCAACGCUUGUCCAGACCCAAGUUGAGGGUGGCUCCACGCUGUUCAAGAUGCAGUACUUCGGCGAAGAAGCCUUCCUAACCCAGAGCUCGCAGCUGUACUUGGAGACCUGCCUACCGGCCUUAGGCGAUGUGUUUACCAUUGCGCAAAGCUAUCGCGCUGAACAGAGUCGCACGCGUCGUCAUCUGGCCGAGUAUACGCACAUUGAGGCUGAGUGUCCUUUCCUUUCGUUCGAAGAUUUGCUUAACCGUAUCGAGGACUUGGUCUGUGAUGUGGUCGAUCGCAUUUUGAAGUCGCCUUGGGGUUACCUAGUGAAGGAGCUCAACCCAGAUUUUAAGCCCCCGACGAAGCCCUUCAGACGCAUGGAAUACGUGGAUGCUAUCAAAUGGCUGAAGGAUAACAAUGUGUCCAAGGAUGAUGGCACUUUCUACGAAUUCGGCGAGGACAUACCAGAGGCACCCGAACGCAAGAUGACGGACACCAUCAACGAGCCGAUUCUGUUGAUCAGAUUUCCAGCUGAAAUCAAAUCGUUUUAUAUGUCGCGCUGCCAAGACGAUCCACGUCUCACUGAGAGCGUCGAUGUGUUGCUUCCCAAUGUGGGCGAAAUUGUUGGCGGCUCAAUGAGGAUCUUCGACAAUGACGAGCUAUAUAAGGGCUAUGCACGCGAGGGCAUCGAUCCCGCGCCCUACUACUGGUACACAGAUCAGCGCAUCUACGGCACCAUGCCGCAUGGUGGCUACGGCCUGGGUCUGGAACGCUUCCUUUGCUGGCUACUCAAUCGCUAUCACAUCCGUGAAGUCUGUCUCUAUCCUCGCUUCCUCGAUCGCUGCAAGCCCUAAAGCGCCCCAUCAAACCUUCAGCUACAGCAUUUAUAUUUCAACUAUCUUCGCUUGGAGCUCAAUAUAUUCUGCAUAAUUUAACUUACGUCUGGAUCACGUAAAACACGCUUCAAAGAGCAAAUAUUUUUUAAUUUAAAUUAAAGAUCAUUUUGCUUGAGAAUUAGCACAGCUAAUUUAGAAAGAGCUUCAGAUAAAUAUUGGCUUAAAUAAAUAUUGUCAAAUACUA